This is a messenger RNA of Centruroides sculpturatus (bark scorpion), 1119 nucleotides long. Its product is annotated as C-reactive protein 1.4-like. NCBI's taxonomy places the organism in Eukaryota, Metazoa, Arthropoda, Arachnida, Scorpiones, Buthidae. The transcript has a single exon. The coding region runs from base 63 to 764 and encodes 233 amino acids. The record is from RefSeq and is a predicted model, not a curated record.
UCGUACAUGUUUAUAAAACAUAAAAAUCCUGACUUAUAUUUUAGUUUAGAACAGAGAACAAGAUGUGGUUUGCUGUGUUAUGUGCAUUUCUUUCUUUGUCACUUGUGGAGAAUUCUCAACUCAAGAUACACAUUCCUCGUUCCAGCUCCGGAAACUAUCCACGUCUUCGUCUCAAUCAACAGUUUCCAUCUCUAAAUGAGUUCACGAUUUGUUCAUGGAUCAAACCGCACUUGAUUCAAAGAGAAUUUUCGACAAUUUUUUCCUACGCGACCACUCGAUCCAACAAUGAAUUUGCUGUGUGCCUUUCAAACAAACAUGGAAACGUCAAAGUAGGUGUCAAUAUCGCAAAAAGUUAUAUGGAAAUGCAAUGCCCAAAUGCAGAAUGGAGAGUGGGUGAGUGGUACCACCUUUGCGUUUCAUGGUUUAGCACAAAUGGACAUCUGCAAGUAUACAAGAAUGGGCAUCGGUGUUAUAACAAUAGCGUUAAAGAAAUUUUUGCUGAAGGCAACCAUGUUAAAGGAGGAGGUGUAUUUGUUGUCGGGCAGGAUCAAGAUGAUCUCGAUACUAAAUACGAAGCUGAUCAAGCGUGGAUUGGUGAUAUAGCGGACAUAAAUAUGUGGGACGAAGUUCUAACAGAAAGACAAAUGAUAGAAGCUGGUAAAUGUGAGGGGAAAAGGAAGAAAGGAAAUAUUAUUGGUGGAUUGAGAACUUCUAUGACAGCUUUAGGUAUUUCUAUAUCGGAAACUGAACUCUGUCUGCCUUAAUUAAAAACUGAUGAGUUAUUAGGUAAGAAGAUAAGACUACUACAAAGAAUAUGAAUUUAAGUUCAAUACGUAUUAUAAUAUUGUAUAUGAAACUUCCUAUUAAGCAAUUUUUCUUGAUAAAAUUUAAUUUUAUUAAUUUACAAGCUUAUGUUAGGAGUUUACACAUGCUUUAUAUAACAUGCUUUACUCGUUACUGAAUUUUUUAAAAUUAUAUGAAAAAGCAGAAUAAAAAUGUAAUGUACAAAUAUUUUCUUUUGUUUUCGUUAUAAAUAAUUACAGCGAUGCUUCAAAAGUCCAGAUUCGGCCGCCUAAAAAAUAGAUAGUAACCUUUUGAAUGUAAUUUCUUGUUGUUCUU